GUGUCGCACAACGGUGAUGGUAGGUAGAAUAAGCCCAAUUUGCUGCCACAAAAUAAUUUAAUAAAAUAAAUUCGGAUUUUCCACUUUUUGGAACUAAAGCAGUAAAACUACAAACAUGCACGGGUCAGGAGAAGGAACCAAAAGUACAGUUAAAGUUUUUGGAAAUAUAUUUAUUUCCUUUAUUGGUGCAGGUGUGCUUGGUCUACCUUUCGCAUUUAAAGAGGCGGGCAUUCUGGAAGGCAUAAUGAUAAUGGCCACUGUUGGAUACUUAAGUGUAUGUGCCAUGAUGCUACUUAUUGACUGCAAAGACCAGAUGUUAAAAAAGUCCUUCCACACGAAUGGAAAUGCUUCAUAUGAUAUUUCUAUGGAAGAUGAACAAAGAUCUGGUUUAUUAAACGGAGAUAUUGAAAUGGAAAGUUUUCAUGAAUCCAAUAAUAAGUCAACCACCACAGACAAGGUCUCCAAAGAGAAAGGCAAACCUGAUAUUGGGUAUGGUGAUGUUGGGUUGUUUGCAUUUGGUCGAAAAGGUGCCACCCUUGUUGAAGCAGCAAUUGUUGUGUCACAAAUAGGUUUUUGUUGUGCCUACCUCAUAUUUAUCACUGAGAACGUGGCUCAAUACAUCAGCCGAUCCCAAAAUGUUGACAUGCAGCAAGAUGAUGCUGCUCUUGCUCCAGGCUCCUCCAUGCAGAAGUGGAUCUUGUUGGCGAUCCUCUUCCCACUAUGCGCUCUCUGUUUCCUUAGGCAUCUUCAUAAACUCGCAAUGUUUAGUCUAUUCGCCGACUUUGCCAAUGUUUUUGCUUAUUCCAUUGUAUUUUGGUUCGACUUCGAGCAUGCUCAUCAAGUCAGAAUCCACCCAAAGGAAAUGGAUAUUUCUGGUUUUCCAUUCUUUGCUGGCAUGGCUGUGUAUUGCUAUGAGGGAGCAGGAAUGAUCCUUUCCCUUGAAAGUUCGAUGGCAGUUGAAGUGAGGUCUGGUUUUCGCACAAUCUUCAAAUGGGCGAUGCUGAUGAUAACCACGUUAUACAUUGUGUUUGGUGUAUGCGGCUACCUGUCCUUUGGACCCGAGACCAACCCCAUUAUAACGCUCAACCUUCCACCAGGUAUCUUUCCACUCCUGGUGAAGUUGUGCCUUUGUUGUUCCCUCUUCUUCACCUACCCAGUGAUGAUGUUUCCCGUCAUACAGAUCCUACAGAAGAAAUGGAAACCAAUGUCAACUUCCAUGUUACUCGGAAAUAUUCUUCGAGCAGGAAUGGUCACCAUCACAGGGUUAAUUGUUCUCAUCAUACCUUCCUUUUCAAACCUGAUGUCGUUAGUUGGUGCCACAUGUUGUAGUUUGCUUGCAUUUAUACUUCCAGCUUUGUUUCAUUUGAAAGUUUUUAAGACUGAUUUAACUUUACGGCAGAAAAUUCUGGAUUACAUACUUAUCUGCACUGGUGUUUGCGCGACCAUUAUAGGUACCAUUGAUUCUCUUCAGAGAAUAGGCCUAAUACAGAGUAACAACACUGAAAAUAACGUCACUCGUUCUAACGUCACAAUGACGUAAUACAAGCGUUGAACGGUGACACUUCGCUACUCCGUAUCGGAGCCAACGUAUUACGUCCAUACAUCGCUUUGUAAACAUUGUUUUUAUUUGUGCGGUGUGCACUUGGGGAUUGAUGGUGAUUUGAGCGGUGGCGAAGCUUUUGGUGUCAUGAUGUCUUACCUGUUAUUAAUCCUUACGAUGUAAACUACUCACUAAAGACCUCAACUGAGAAUUCCAACACUUCAAUACACAAGGCAACUUCACUUUUGCACCGGUAUUUUUGGUCACACUAUCUCCACUUCGUUACUUUUCUACUCUUGUACCAUCCUCCUUGAUUGUCACUUAAUACUGAUGGAUUCCAAUCAAGGCUUGCUGAUCAAGAGUUGCGCGAAUGUAAAAUUGACUUUAUUCCUGCCUUAUAAUUCUCUUAUUAUUGGUGCCUUUUAUGAUUUGGUGGUUCUAGCUCUGUGACCUCAACGGGCUAAGUUUUAACUGAGUCUACAGACUUACUUUUUUCAUGGCUCCUCAUCUCGUUAAUUUUGUAUUAUUUUAUGCGAAGCCUAUGUACAGCAUAGUCGCCCAUGUAGAAUGCUUCUAUUCUUCUUUGUAUAUCAAUAGCUUUAAAUUAGGUCUCCCAAUGUUUAAGUGAAUCACGGUACAGUAUGCGUUCGCUCUUAUAGAGUCGCCCUUUGCAGUCAGACAUCUCAAAAGAGGGUAUUUCUUUCGUUACACGUUCUAUAUCUAUAAUCUAGUACAGCUUUUCUCUCGUUUUCGUCUAGCUAAUGCGUUCAAGUGUACCCGUUCAAUUUGCCCUAGAAAAUGGUCUUGAAAAGCCAACAAAUGUAAUUAAUUGGUGAUCUUCGUAAUUCUAUAUAUUCUCGUCAGCGCAUGUAAAAAGCUUAUAUCGCUCGUGCAAUGUCUUCCUUUGCUUUUAGAUUUCUUUCCGUAUUUAAAAUGAAAUCUUAGAACAAUAUUGGACGUUUUACUUGUUAUUGUAUUUGGUAGAUUUAAGUAUUCUAUUUAUUUCGGUAGAAUACGUUUUUAUUAAACUAAUACAUCAGCGUA
This is a messenger RNA of Ciona intestinalis (vase tunicate), 2584 nucleotides long. The record is from RefSeq and is a predicted model, not a curated record. Lineage: Eukaryota; Metazoa; Chordata; Ascidiacea; Phlebobranchia; Cionidae.